GAGUCUGGACUUGAGCAAGUUCUGCAUUGGGCAGAAGGAGGAGCAGCAGCAGCCCAUGUACGACCUGUAUGCGGUAAUCAAUCACUACGGCGGGAUGAUUGGCGGGCACUACACGGCCUACGCCCGGCUGCCCAGCGACAAGAACAGCCAGCGCAGCGACGUGGGCUGGCGGCUCUUCGACGACAGCACGGUGACCACCGUGGACGAGAGCCAGGUGGUGACGAGAUACGCGUACGUCCUCUUCUACCGCCGGCGGAACUCUCCCGUGGAGAGACCCCCGCAGGGGCGCCCCCCGGAGCACCGGCCAGACAUGGCUGCCGCCGCCGAGCCGGCCGCCAGCCAGGCUUCUCUGAUCUGGCAGGAACUGGAGGCCGAAGAGGAGCCCGAGGCUGGCAGGAGGCAUGCCAGGACUCCCUGCCGGCGCCGCGGCCAGACGGCGAGCCAGGCCGCCCGGCAGCACCCUGACGAAGGCUGCCUCCGCUACGUUGUGCUGGGCACCAUGGCCGCCAUUAUGGCACUCUUCCUCAAUGUCUUCUACCCCCUCGUCUCCCAGAGCCGCUGGGGCAUGAACCCCGUGUCGUUCGGCUCCAGCGUCGCCCCCGAAGGAGGCCCCCCGUUGUCCCCUGCCGGGCUCCCGGAUCGCUUUGCCAGCCCUGCAGAGUGCCCCGCCCCCUCCUACAGCAACAUGGAGGAAGUCGACUGAGGCGCAGCUGGCUGCUGGCGGGGUGGAUGUGCAAGGGCCUGUUCUGUGGCUUCCCCCCUCCUGCCCUUUGCUGGGGGUCCCUGCCUGGCCCUUCUCAAGCACUUUCCUCUCGGCCCCUGCACGCUGCCCUGCUGGGUAACGGUUUCAUUGGCUGCCAGGCAGGGGCAGGGAUAGGAGAGCCCAGAGCUGCAUGGACUGUGGGGGCCUGGGGCAGCUCGCUGGGGAUCACCUGGCCCCAACCCUCCAUCAGCCUGUGGCCCAAAUGGGGACAGAACCUGCUGCUCCUUUGCGGGGCUGGGGUUGGGGUUCCUCCCUGCCCCCCAGGGCCUGGCAGCUCCCUGCGAUGGUAGUUGGCAGGGUGGGUGUGGGGCAGCCUGGGCACUGCCCUCAAGGGCAGGCUCCCUCUCCAGGGGCUGGGCUGCCGGCCCGGGGCCCAGGCAGGGCCUGCCUAGGGUGGCGUUGCCCGCUCCUUGUGUUGCUGUUGCCAGCAUCCCCGUGGUGCCCAUGCAGCAGUGGGAGCCUGGCA
Messenger RNA from Terrapene triunguis (Three-toed box turtle), 1229 nucleotides. RefSeq names its product ubiquitin carboxyl-terminal hydrolase 19-like. Gene Ontology annotation, molecular function: cysteine-type deubiquitinase activity. Lineage: Eukaryota; Metazoa; Chordata; Testudines; Emydidae. Gene Ontology annotation, biological process: protein deubiquitination. The annotation marks the transcript as partial. The transcript has 4 exons. The record is from RefSeq and is a predicted model, not a curated record.